Ogataea philodendri is the source of this 1806-nucleotide messenger RNA. RefSeq lists its product as uncharacterized. The coding region runs from base 1 to 1806 and encodes 601 amino acids. Gene Ontology annotation, cellular component: mitochondrion; peroxisome. The transcript has a single exon. Gene Ontology annotation, biological process: carnitine metabolic process. Gene Ontology annotation, molecular function: carnitine O-acetyltransferase activity. NCBI's taxonomy places the organism in Eukaryota, Fungi, Ascomycota, Pichiomycetes, Pichiales, Pichiaceae. The record is from RefSeq and is a predicted model, not a curated record.
AUGCCUGUCAGAUACUCAUCUGCUAGAGCAAAAGGCGCAUUGUUCAAUCAUCAAGACGACCUUCCCUCGCUACCGGUGCCUGAACUGGCGGAGACCCUGACCAAGUACAAAAAGUCCAUUCAACCAUACUAUAAAAACGGAGCAAGCGAUCCAGAAUAUUUACGCUAUUGCUCUGUGAUUGACGACUUCGCUAAAACCCAGGGCCCAUAUUUGCAGCAAAAAUUACAACAGUUUGCCAAAGACAAAAGGAAUUGGCUAUCUUAUUGGUGGGAUAACUAUGCCUAUCUUGGCUACAGAGACCCUGUUUCUCCGUUCUCUUCAUAUUUCUUUCAUCAUAGGGAGCUCAACUCCUUGAUUGGAAAAAAUCAGAUUUUGAAGGCGGCAUGUUUGUCUAAAAAGGCUCUUGAGUUCAUGGAAGCAGUUGAGUCUGAGACUUUGGAGCCAGAAACAAUCAAGGGCCAGCCAAUUUGCAUGGAAAGUAUCAAAUGGAUGUUUAACAAUAGCAGAAUUCCUGAACCAAAGCAAGAUACAAAUUUACGGUAUGAUCCAAAAGAAAACCGGUUCAUGGUUGUCAUUUCACGCAACAGAUUCUAUAAACUGGAACAUCAUCGCAAUAACAAGCAGGUCAGCGUCGAAGAACUGAUUUCAAAGUUGGAUGCUAUCAAAACUCAUUCUGAUAGCCUCCCUGAGGUGAAAAGCCCAAUUGGUAUUUUAACAUCCUCAAACAGAGACAUCUGGGCCGAGAAUUACCAGGAAUUGAUGAAAAACCCUAUCAACAGACAAUCGUUGCGGGACAUCCAGUCCGCCUCGUUUGUUCUUUGUCUCGACGAUGAUCUUCCUGUCACUAUCGAAGAAAAAUCAAGAAACGCAUGGCAUGGAAACGGAUCAAAUAGAUGGUUCGACAAGCCAGUCCAGUUCUUUGUGUCCAAAAACGGCAGCUCCGGAUUCUUGGGCGAACAUUCGAAAAUGGAUGGCACUCCAACUCUUCGCAUGAACGACUGGAUUGUGAGUGAGCUUGCAAAAAUGAGCGCACCAAAGCACAUCAGUACAACGGCUGAAGUUGACGAGCUGAGAUUCGAAGUCUCUCCAAAAAUCCAAGCAGCGACUGACAAAGCUAUCAAGAUUUUCAAUGAGACAGUCAACUCCUUGGAUAUCAAGGUCUGGCAGUACCAUGGUCUUGGAAAAUCGCAGAUCAAAUUGCUUAAGGCAUCUCCUGAUGCUUUUAUUCAAAUGUUGAUCCAAUUAGCAUACUAUAAAUACACAGGCCAAGUCAGACCCACUUACGAGUCUGCGUCUACCAGAAAGUAUUUUGGUGGUAGAACUGAAGCCUGGCGUUCGGUAACCAACGAGUCCUUGGAAUUUGUUUCGACUUGGGAAGAUGCUUUUGCCAGUAAAGAGGAAAAGAUCGCGGCAUUCAGAAACGCCAUUUCAUCGCACGUGCACGGAAUCUCAGCAGCAUCAAACGGUCAUGGUGUCGAUAGACAUCUUUUCGGUCUUUCCCAACUAUGCGAUGGAGAAAAGCAUGCUAUUUUCACCGAUCCGAUCUUUUCAUACUCUUCCUAUUGGUAUCUUUCGACUUCCCAAUUGAGCUCUGAACAAUUCAACGGAUAUGGAUGGUCUCCAGUUGUUCCAGAAGGUCUUGGAUUGGCAUACAUGGUCAACAAGGAAUGGCUUCAUGUCAAUGUUACAGUUUUCAAAAACAACCAGAUGGGUCUGGAGGCAGAUAAGAUUGCGUAUUAUCUCGGCGUUGCAGCGAACGAACUGAAAGAAGUUUUGACUAGUGAGACAAUCAAGUCAAAGCUGUGA